Messenger RNA from Patiria miniata (bat star), 2973 nucleotides. RefSeq lists its product as uncharacterized. The coding region runs from base 236 to 1012 and encodes 258 amino acids. The record is from RefSeq and is a predicted model, not a curated record. The transcript is spliced from 3 exons. Lineage: Eukaryota; Metazoa; Echinodermata; Asteroidea; Valvatida; Asterinidae.
GUUUGCCGCAAAGCAAUGUCAUAAAUUUCGCUGUCGGUAGAUUUACGUGACAAUUACAUGAAUGUCGACCACACCUUUUGAUUUUGCCCAAUUCAUCACUACUGACACUAGUGCAAGUUCCUUUUUCGUGGUACAAUAGGCCUAUAACGUGUCCUAGAUAGUUGAGUAACGUUUCCUGUGAUCUUGGACAAAACAAAUUGGACAGAGAGACUUAUUGAAGCAGCACCUUCGUUGGAUGUACCCUGCCCUCUUCCAGAGACCGAGGGACAAGGCUGCCGACACAAGACCCACAAUGCCUAGGCACCAUGGACACCAUCAUGCUGCUCACCACCAUCACCACGCUCACCACAAUCGUCAUCGCCACCACAAUGUUCACCACCAUACCCACGUCUCGUCCGUGGGCACACCAAUGGGUGCACACGUGGUCGGGGGCCGGGUCGGGACACCAAUGGGUAGUGUAGUUGGUUUGGGAGCCUGCCUCGGAACGUUCGGCUUUUUCUUUCUCUUCAGUGGAAUUAUGAUGAUGUCGUUUGGGUUCAACUUCGCCAUGGGCUUGGGAAUUGUCGGUUGCAUCUUUUUCAUUCUGGGCCUAUCCUUGAUGAUGGCUUGCGUUGUGUUUUGUCGGAGGGGACGUAUGCAACAACAGCAGCAAAUCGCACUGAAUCAGCAAGGGGUGACCACGUUGGUAUACGGCCAGCCUGGGGCACAGCCACAAAUAGUCCAGCCAGUACAACCUGGGGCACCACCUAUCAUCCAACCACAAGGUCCAGGGGCAACAAUCAUGUAUGGACCAGGGGGACAAGUGGCCUAUCAACCACAGCUCCAGCCCGGCAUCCAUCCACCACCUCAACAAUAUCCAGCGACCAUUCCCUAUCCACAACAGGAUCCUUCUGCUAUGACACCCAAACCCUACCCCUCAACUGAUUCAACUGCACCUCCACCGACCUAUGAGGACGCCGUCAACUCAGAAAGCAUACCUGAAAAGGACAAUAGUGGCCCAGCAAUGGUAUAACUAGCAUUUAAAUUUGGUCCAAGGUCGUUUAACGUUGUGACCUUGUCUCAGUCUGAACACUUCCUCAUCCUCUCAGACAUAGAGUCAGAGAUGGGCAAGGUCAUUAAGGCAGCUUUCCUCCAUGAUGAACUCUGACAUGAGGUCAACUCACGUAAUAACGCACACAGUGUUCUGCAUCUACGCAUAAUUAAGAUUAGCCAUUUGGGCUUGUAACAAGAAAGAAGAGCAUGAAGUCACAUAACCUCAUAUGUAGACACAUGCCUUUUUAAAUUUAUGUACAAAUAUUAGAUGCUGAACUCCUUGGCCAAUUAUGAUGGCUACUUUGUUGAGUUUCUCAAAAUUGCAGAAAACAGUUCAACAUUCAAAGUACUCAUAUGAAAUAGGGACAAGCCCAUGUGAAGCUACAGUGGCUGGCUUGUAUAAUCCUGAAUCCAUCCAAACGGUGCAUAAUGGAGCUAUUGGAUUUUGAUGGAAUUUGGGGUUGUAUGAAUUAAAAGUUUCCGUAUCAAAGACAAAGUUUGUGUAAAACAUUCUUUUUGGGGGGAGGGGUCUGUCAUCAUUGAUUCUGAUGAAAAGUGGCUGGAUUGUUGCCGUUGUGGAAAUAAAAAGGACAUUAUAUUAUAAAUUAUUAUGAAUUAUUAAAAUCUUGAUUUUUUAAUUGUUUUUUAAAAUUUCAAUAAUUCUCCAAAAUAUUCAUUUUGCCAUAUAUUCAUAAUGAAAUGUGUCAGCUCCUGACAAAUGACAACUAAGCGAACACAAGUCGGCUACUAAUGUGUUUGUGUAUAGCGGAGUUGUUUUUGUUUUCUGCAUAUAUAUUGCAAAAGAACAUUUUUAUAUUUUGUGUCCAAUUUCUCUCGUUUUAUUUUUUAUCCAACGUUUGUAUAUUUUUUUAUACCUCAACUAAAAUACCACAAAACAACUGUAAAAAUAAGGUGUUAGACACUCCCUAGAAUUCCUAUUAAGAAAAGAGGAGAGUUCGUUAAGGUGUUCAUGACACGACAGGUCUUUACCUAGGCUUCUCAAUCUUGAAAUAUUUUUUUAUAUUUAAAAUUUUACUCAAGGAGGUGGUGUCCAUAAGUUUGCGUGAGAGAAAUUGGUUUCAGAGGUCAUACAGUCUUUCGUGCAAGUGAAAAUUGUGUCAUGUAAAAUUAAUUUGAUUAUUUUUUUUUUAAGUCCGAUGUAAUUGCUUGGUAAUAAUAAAACAAAUUUUCGUUUCAGACGGUCGUAGCAUGUCAGUAAAUAUUCGAAAGUUUUUUUUUUUUUAGCAAUUCCUAAAUUAUAUUUACAUUGUAUAUACAUUUGCAUGUUCGCAAGUUCAUAAAUUAAAGCAUGCAAAGCAGUCAUUAUAGUUCAUACAUCUUACUGUAUUUUCAAAGUGACUUCCCUAAGAACAUAUUUCUGGUGCUGCCAUAGAACUCAAAUGUAUACAUCUUGUCAAUUUGUAAUUAAUUCAUCAAUCAUAUUACAUUGUAAUUUUUUUAAAUUUUUUUUUACUUCGAUCAAUAUUGAAAUAUGAGCUACAUUGGUAACUUUCGAUGUUUGGUCCAAUUUUCGGAGAUGUAGUCAACGCUGGGUGAAAUAAUACUUAAAAGUUUAUCUGUCCAAUCUUCCAUGAUCAAGUUGAACGCUGUUUCAAAGGAACAAUUCUCCACUUGAGUGCGACCUGUAGCUAUUAUCUUUUUAGUUUACACAAAAUUCUUCACAAUAUGCAGUAUUUUAAUGUUUGAUCCGUUUGUUUCUAUCUCGAUGCUGUGUUUCUAUAUGUUGGUAUUUAGCAUUGUGUAUUCUUUCUCGUCUAUCUUAGUGGGGAUAAUUGUUUUUAGGAAUUUCUUUAUAGGCUCACUUUCUCGAAAAUGCAUCCAUGCUUUCUAUAUUUUUUAAAAUUUAUUUAUAAACAAUUAAGUCAUAUUUUGCUGCUUUAUUGUCUGUACAUUGUUAUUAACACAAAACGAAACUAUGGA